GGCCCCGGCUCGGAGCUGAGCGGCCCCGCGAUGUGGCUCGGGCCGGAGGGGGUGCUGGUGGCCAACGCGCUGUGGGUGACCGAGCGCGCCAACCCCUUCUUCGUGCUGCAGCGGCGCCGGGGCCACGGCAAGGGCGGCGGCCUCACGGGUCUUCUCGUGGGCACCCUGGACGUGGUGCUGGACUCCAGUGCACGCGUGGCCCCUUACCGCAUCCUGCAUCAGACCCAGGACUCACAGGUCUAUUGGACAGUGGCAUGUGGUUCCUCCCGAAAAGAGAUCACCAAACACUGGGAAUGGCUGGAAAACAACUUGCUUCAGACACUGUCCAUCUUUGACAAUGAGGAAGACAUCACUACCUUCGUCAAGGGCAAAAUACAUGGUAUCAUUGCAGAAGAGAAUAAGAAUCUGCAGCCCCAGGGAGAUGAGGACCCUGGGAAAUUCAAGGAAGCUGAGCUGAAGAUGCGGAAGCAGUUCGGGAUGCCGGAGGGUGAGAAGCUGGUCAACUACUACUCCUGCAGCUAUUGGAAGGGCCGCGUGCCCAGGCAGGGCUGGCUCUACCUGACCGUCAACCACCUGUGCUUCUACUCCUUCCUGCUUGGGAAGGAAGUGAGCCUGGUGGUGCAGUGGGUGGAUGUCACACGCCUGGAGAAGAAUGCCACUCUGCUCUUCCCCGAGAGCAUCCGCGUGGACACCCGGGACCAGGAGCUCUUCUUCUCCAUGUUCCUCAACAUUGGUGAGACCUUCAAGCUCAUGGAACAGCUGGCCAACCUGGCCAUGCGACAGCUGCUGGACAGUGAGGGCUUCCUGGAGGACAAGGCUCUGCCCAGGCCCAUCCGGCCACACAAGAACAUCUCAGCUCUGAAGCGAGACCUGGAUGCCCGAGCCAAAAAUGAGUGCUACCGGGCCACAUUCCGGCUGCCCAAAGAUGAGCGGCUGGAUGGCCACACAGGCUGUACCCUGUGGACGCCAUUCAACAAGCUGCACAUCCCCGGUCAGAUGUUCAUCUCCAACAACUACAUCUGCUUCGCCAGCAAGGAAGAAGACGCAUGCCGCCUCAUUAUUCCCCUCAGAGAGGUGACCAUUGUCGAAAAAGCCGACAGCUCCAGUGUUCUGCCAAGCCCUCUGUCCAUCAGCACCAAGAGUAAAAUGACCUUCCUGUUUGCCAACCUGAAAGACAGGGACUUCCUAGUUCAGAGGAUCUCCGACUUCCUGCAGAAAACGCCAUCCAAGCAGUCAGGAGGCAGCAUAGGGGACAUGAAAGCCAGCAUUGUUGACCCCGCCCGAGAGUCUCUCCCAGCUCCUCAGGAGGCGCUAGACCUACCCACCAGCCCGUCCUCUCCCCUCAGCUGCCCCCUGAGUUUCAGUGCACAGGAGGUGCCUACUGCUUCCCAGGGCCUGCUCAAAGUCUUCCAGAGAAACUCCCCCAUGGAGGACCUCGGCGCCAAGGGGGCCAAGGAGAGGAUGAAGGAGGAAUCGUGGAACAUCCACUUCUUUGAGUAUGGACGUGGCAUGUGCAUGUACCGCACAGCCAAAACUCGAGAGCUGGUCCUGAAGGGCAUUCCUGAGAGCCUCCGCGGAGAGCUGUGGCUCCUUUUCUCUGGGGCCUGGAAUGAGAUGGUCACCCACCCUGGCUACUAUGCUGAGCUAGUGGAGAAGUCCACAGGAAAGUACAGCCUGGCUACUGAGGAAAUCGAGCGAGACCUCCACCGCUCCAUGCCGGAGCACCCUGCCUUCCAGAAUGAGCUGGGCAUCGCUGCACUGCGGCGAGUUCUGACUGCCUACGCAUUCCGAAACCCUACGAUUGGCUACUGCCAGGCCAUGAACAUUGUGACCUCAGUGCUGCUGCUCUAUGGCAGCGAGGAGGAAGCCUUCUGGCUCCUGGUGGCCCUGUGUGAGCGCAUGUUGCCCGACUACUACAACACCAGGGUGGUGGGAGCCCUCGUGGACCAAGGCAUCUUCGAAGAGCUCACAAGAGACAUCCUACCCCAGCUUUCAGAGAAGAUGCAGGACCUAGGGGUGAUCUCCAGCAUCUCGCUGUCCUGGUUCCUGACCCUCUUCCUGAGCGUCAUGCCCUUCGAGAGUGCUGUGGUCAUUGUUGACUGCUUCUUCUAUGAAGGCAUCAGGGUGGUCCUGCAAGUGGCCCUGGCUGUGCUGGAUGCCAACAUGGAGCAGCUGCUGGACUGCAGCGACGAGGGCGAGGCCAUGACGGUGCUGGGCAGAUACCUAGACAAUGUGGUGAACAAGCAGAGUGUCUCUCCUCCUAUCCCACACCUCCAUGCUCUGCUGACCAGUGGAGAUGAGCCUCCUGCAGAGGUGGACAUCUUUGACCUCCUGAAAGUGUCCUAUGAGAAGUUCAGCAGCCUGAGGGCCAACGACAUUGAACAGAUGCGGUUUAAACAGAGGCUGAAGGUGAUCCAGUCUUUGGAGGACACAGCCAAGAGAAGCGUGGUUCGGGCCAUUCCAGGGGACAUUGGCUUCUCAAUCGAAGAGCUGGAGGACCUUUACAUGGUGUUUAAGGCCAAGCAUCUGGCGAGCCAGUACUGGGGUGGUAGCCGCACAGCAGCGGUCCACCGGGACCCCAGCCUGCCCUAUCUGGAGCAGUACCGGAUUGACGGGAGCCAGUUUCGGGAACUCUUCACCAGCCUGAUACCCUGGGCCUGUGGCUCGCACACGUCCGUGCUGGCAGGCCGCAUGUUCCGCCUCCUCGACCAAAACAAGGACUCACUGAUCAACUUCAAGGAAUUUGUGACAGGGAUGAGUAGCAUGUACCACGGGGACCUCACAGAGAAGCUCAAGGCACUCUACAAGCUGCACCUUCCCCCAGCUCUGAUCCCAGAAGAAGCUGAGUCAGCCUUGGAGGCCACCCACUACUUCACAGAGGACAGCUCCUCAGAAGCAUCUCCUCUGGCCUCAGAUCUGGAUCUUGUCCUGCCCUGGGAGGCUCAAGUGCCUACAGAAGCACUGCCACAGGAACAACAAGAAGGAAGUGGAAGUAAGGACGCCCAAGAAAAACGAGAGGAGAAGGGGACCAGCUCUCCUGACUAUCGACACUACCUUCGAAUGUGGGCCAAGGAGAAAGAGGCUCAGAAAGAGACCAUUAAGGACCUUCCCAAGAUGAACCAGGAGCAAUUUAUUGAGCUGUGCAAGACACUCUACAACAUGUUCAGCGAAGACCCUAUAGAGCAGGACUUGUACCAUGCCAUUGCCACUGUGGCCAGCCUGCUCCUGCAAAUCGGUGAGGUGGGGAAGAAAUUUUCUGCCUGGACAAGCAGGAAGCCCAGGGAUGGUGCCCACACUGGGGACCACAACAGUGCCCUAGAGGAGGACCAGCCACCAGCACUGAAACCCCACCAAGACCCAACACAGGAGCUUCAGCCACCAGCUGCAGGGGACCCCCAGGCCAAAGCCAGCGGUGACAGUCCCCUUGGGAAAGCAGCACAGGAGAGUCACAUGGUGGUGGAAGGGGGCAGUGGCGAGGGGCAGGGCUCUCCUUCCCUACUCUUGUCUGAUGAUGAAACCAAAGAUGACAUGUCGAUGUCAUCCUACUCAGUGGUCAGCACGGGAUCGCUGCAGUGUGAGGACCUCACAGAUGAUACAGUGCUGGUCGGGGGCGAGGCCUGCAGCCCUACUGCCACUUCACGGGUGGGGGGCACUGUGGACACAGACUGGUGCAUCUCCUUCGAGCAGAUCCUGGCCUCCAUCCUGACGGAGUCUGUGCUAGUGAACUUCUUUGAGAAGAGGGUAGACAUUGGACUCAAGAUCAAGGACCAAAAGAAGGUAGAGAGGCAGUUUAGCGCCUCCAGUGACCAUGAGCCACCUGGGGUCUCGGGCUGAGCUGGGAAGUGGAGGCCAGUCUCUGUCUCCUUCCCUACAUCCCCUUUCCAUUUUCUCCUUAAAGACACACCCAUUCUUUUGAGGCAGGGAGUUCUAAAAACAGAGAAAGUCCAUGCAGACCCAGUUGCCUUAUGAGGAUUCCCUGGGCCAGGGCUCCCUCUUCCUCCCUGCUGGCUGGGAACCACCUGGAGAACCCGCCAUGAGCCCUCUGUGCCCACAUAGCAUUAGCGGCGUUCAGAUCUGCCCCUGCCUGGCUUGCACACCUGCACCCCAUGCUGUGCCCACACCAUACCAGUUGCUCAAAGAUCUACAGCUACUUGGCCUGGCACUUGUCAUGCGCUUAGGCUCCAGGAAAUGGAGACUUCUAGAUACCUUCUGAGCUCUUAGCCUAAGCCUGAACCUUAGGAUUGAGGAUCUCGGGUGGGAAAACAUCUGUUACACGGGAGCGGGUGCCUUGCACCACUUCCCUGACUUAUGUGGUGUCUCCUCACUAUGAACUUUGGAAAGCACAUCCCUCAGGUCUUCUGUUUCCUCAUCUGCAUUUCAGUUGGCUAAAAAUCACACCAUGCUCAAUGCCUUAAUAAACCCCCAAAAGAAAGCAAAAGCACACUGCGCAGUGCCUUCCUUGGCCUUUCACCACUGCCUAGACUGGCUGCCUUUCCUGGGUCAGGUGUGAGGCCCAGGUAGCACUGUGGAAGUUCAGGACACAUGAACCCAUAAGAAGUGGGGGAAGUUGCAAGGCCCAACAAUAAACAUGGGAACUGUAGUCACAGGAAGUGUUGACCAGCAGGUCCGUGUCCAGGGGUGUGUGGGAUGUGGGCGAUGCCUGUCAGCACUGGGCAGUACCAAAUCACUGGCCCCUGGGUUCAAGAAGUAGACUUGAUGUAGCACUUUUGCCAGGCGUGGUGUCGCACGCCUUUAAUCCCAGCACUCGAGGCAGAGGCAGGCAGAUCUCUCUCAGUUCGAGGCCAACCUGGUCUACAUAACAAGUUCUAGGUCAGGUGAGGCUACAGGAAGACCCUGUCUCAAAAAGACUAAAAAAAAAAAGUAGACUGUGGGACCACACAUGGCCAGUGGGGGCCUCCUGGGCUGAGGUAGAACAGGACUGAGCUGUGAGGUCCCCUUGCAGUGUAACAGGAGCAGAGGUUGGUGUCUAGCAUUUGCCCAUGAGCACGCAACACCUCUUUUUUAAAAAAAACAUCCUGGAUUAUUUUCUAUUUUAUAUGUGAUAGUUCAUGCUAGGUGUGGUAGCACACAACCUGUAAUUUUGCACCCCGGAUCUGAAGCAGGAAGAUUGCCUCAAGUUUGCUAUGCUACCUAGCUAGACACUCUCAAAAUAAAUAGAUAAAAAUAAA
Molecule: messenger RNA, 5189 nt
Organism: Nannospalax galili (Upper Galilee mountains blind mole rat)
Lineage: Eukaryota; Metazoa; Chordata; Mammalia; Rodentia; Spalacidae
Gene: Tbc1d9b
Product: TBC1 domain family member 9B
Exons: 22
Coding region: 31-3834 (1267 amino acids)
Molecular function (GO): calcium ion binding
Source: RefSeq, a predicted model, not a curated record